Messenger RNA from Marmota monax (woodchuck), 1945 nucleotides. RefSeq names its product absent in melanoma 2 (gene Aim2). Gene Ontology annotation, cellular component: AIM2 inflammasome complex. Gene Ontology annotation, molecular function: double-stranded DNA binding. Gene Ontology annotation, biological process: cellular response to interferon-beta; activation of innate immune response. The transcript has 9 exons. NCBI's taxonomy places the organism in Eukaryota, Metazoa, Chordata, Mammalia, Rodentia, Sciuridae. The coding region runs from base 554 to 1603 and encodes 349 amino acids. The record is from RefSeq and is a predicted model, not a curated record.
AGUCUUUAAAUCCCGUAACAACUGGGCCCUUUCCCAGUGUUUGGCGCUCAGUUGAAUAAGUGCUGUCAAGCUUCCAAGCAAAAGUAGCCAAUGGCACUUCUUCCUUGUAAUUUAUCAAAACCUCUCCUCAGGUCCCGCCAUUAAUGAGUGAGUGAUGAGCUCUAUCCGAGGUAUGGUUCUACUGGGUAAGAUGCCUACUCAUCUCUGAAACUCUGACUUAAGGACCGAGCUGCUGUGCAAAGAGAUUGCAGAGAGAGUUAAAGCCGGAAGCCGGAGAAGGUCUUACUCUUACUCUUCUGCAACCACAGCAGGUUCUCUAUGGUUCCUUGAUGUCUUGGGUGUGCCGCUGCUUGGAGUUUUCAUCGUUAUUGCACAUUCUCUGAACGAUAAAAAAGCAGUUGGCAAAAGAAGGAACAAACGGUCUGGAUUCAAAAAUUUGAGUUCAUCUCAUCUUAUUGCCAUUCACUAGCUGUGGGGCCUCAGCUUUUGUCAGUAAGGAAGGACUGGGACAUUUGAGAAGAUUGAUUUCUCAGGCUGACCCCAAAGUUGGGAGAUGGAGAGCAAAUACAGAGAAAUGCUGUUACUGAGGGGCCUCGAUAACAUCACUGAUGAGGAACUGGAUAGGUUCAAGUUCUUUAUUCCAGAUGAAUUCACGAUUGCCAAGAGCAAACUGCAGACUGCAAACAGGACAGAGUUAGCCAACUUGCUGAUUCAAAAUGCGGGUGUGGUGCCUGCGGUGACUAAGACCAUACGUAUCUUCCAGAAGCUGAAUUAUAUGCACGUGGCAAAAAAUCUUCAGGACGAGAAGGCAAAAGUUGAUGAUAAGUAUAUGGGAAAUAAAAAGACCAAAGAAGCAAGUCUGACAAAAAGGAAAAGUCUAACUGAAGUGGGUUCUGUGGCCUCUGCAGUCAGCGGCAAUGAUGCCGGCCAGCACCGGGUGGCACCAGCAGUCUCUCCUCAUGGGAAGCCUAAGCAGAAGCAGGUGACGCCCCAGCAGGAAUCUGUCAGAGAAGAAGGGUUGCAGAAAGACCGCAUAAUAGUCAUGGUGCUGAAAGCAAUGAAGCCCUUCGAGUUUGAGACCCAAGAUGGAAGAAAGCGAGAGAUGUUUCAUGCUACUGUGGCCACGGAGAAGGAAUUCUUUCUUGUAAAAGUUUUUAAUAUGCAGCUAAAAGAUAAAUUUGCCCCAAAGAGAACAAUUAUCAUAUCAAAAUAUUGUUGGCACAGUGGUUUUCUGGAGGUGAAUAGUGCCUCACUGAUAGUUGAUGCUAAGUCUGAUCAAGAGAUUAAUGUACCACCGCAUAUUAUCAGGAAAGCUGGGGAAACACCAAAGAUAAAUAAGCUUCAGACUCAGCCCCUUGGGACAAUAGUGAACGGGCUGUUUGUAAUACAGAAGAAAACAGAAAAAAAGGAUCAUGUACUGUUUGACAUCAGUGACAACACAGGGAGCAUGGAAGUAUUGGUGUUCAAAAAACAGAACCAAGUAAACUGUGAGGAAGGAGAUAAGCUUAGACUUACCUUCUUCGAACUGUCAAAAAGUGGAGAAAAGUUACAGCUGAAAUCUGGAGUUCACAGCUUCAUUACGGUUGUUAAGGCCAAAAAAUAAAGAAAUAAAUAAACAAAAAGGAUCAAUUGAACUCAAUUUGUCUAAGCGACAUUUAAUUGAAGAAUCCCUGAUAUAUACUCUUCGACCAGAUUGUGAGCUACCUGGGGGCACCAGUUCACAGGCUCCUUCCCACAUCAAAUUAGUGAAGAUGUGAUGACCGCUGGAUAAACAACUCCAAAAUAUCAACAUAUCAUCAUCAUAAAAGUUAUUUUCUCAUUAAUUAGAGUCCUGGUUUGGUUUGGGGAAGGGAUGGGAUUCUGCUAUGUAUAUAUAUAUGUAUACUCAAGGAUAUUGCUGUUGUUCAAUAAAUAUCUGCUGAAUGAAUAAAAUUAUUAAUAAGAA